Molecule: messenger RNA, 1578 nt
Organism: Penicillium samsonianum
Lineage: Eukaryota; Fungi; Ascomycota; Eurotiomycetes; Eurotiales; Aspergillaceae
Exons: 3
Coding region: 1-1578 (525 amino acids)
Biological process (GO): transmembrane transport
Molecular function (GO): transmembrane transporter activity
Source: RefSeq, a predicted model, not a curated record
AUGUCGAAACAUCCCCUUCCUGUUUACCCCCAGUGGAAAAGCACCAUACAGCUCAACUUGUCCUGGUCCCCCAACCUAGUACCCACCCCCGUGACCCUCUGGUACGGCAGAAGCCCCAUGAACAUCAUUGUUCCUGAAAAUGAACUGAUGAUAUCCUUCCAGAACUGGACUGUUACCCGCAAAUAUGUAAUACUAGCCGUGUUAUGCCUCGCCUCUUUCUCCGGCGCCAUUGCGCCUUUAUCGGGACAGCUCAAUUUGGCUGAUCAGGAGAAACUGUACAACAAGACGAAGCUGGAGGAGUCAUAUGCGAACUCAGCCGCCCUAGCCGGCAUGGCGGCAGGCCCAUUCUUCUUCGCCCCGAUAUCUCACAUGCUCGGUCGCAGCUCCGUGAUCUUCUGGUGUGUGCUCUUCACGCUAGUAUGCCAGAUCUGGGGCGCUGUCAUGACCGACCCUGGUAACUAUAUCGCAUACGUGAUCUCCCGGCUCUUUGCCGGCUUCUUCGGUGCCGUGCCUACAGUGCUUGGUCCUCGCAUCGUGACCGAUCUGUUCUUCUUGCAUCAGCGUGGCCGCGCUUUUACUGCUCUGCAUAUGUCAUUCUUGUUUGGAACUAUUGCCGGUCCGACCUUCUCGGGUUUUGUUUCUGCGCACUCUUUUUUCCCGGUUGAGUUCUGGUGGACGGUCGGUCUACUGGGGUUCACCCUUAUCUGCUGUUUCUGUUUCCUUGAGGAAACUGGAUUCGAGCGUGAAUGCUUUGAGAAGAACCCGGAUGUUCCAGGUGGAAUUUUGGCCAAUAGAUUCGCGACUUUCUUCUUCGGGCAGAAGGUUGUCUUGCCGACUACCUGGAAAGAGACGGCCAAAGUCGGAAUCACCCCCUUUUUAAUCGGCAUGUGUCCUGUGACAAUCAUCAUGGGGAUAUUCACAUUAAUCUCUUUCGGGUUCUACGUUGGAGUCAACGCACUCACGCCGGUAUGGCUCCAGAAACCCAUUUCAGAAGGUGGCUACGGGUUCUCACUGGAGCAAAACGCGGCAUUCACAUUCUGCCAUUGGAUUGGCAUCAUCGUGGUCCAAUUCUACGGCCACUAUCUGAACGACCGGUUGCCGCUCGCACUGGCGCGACGGUACAACGGCGGUGUUUGGAAGCCCGAGUAUCGACUGCAUGUACUGUGGAUUCCUAGUCUUGUGAUCAACCCAAUUGGCCUGGGGAUCUUCGGUGCCGCGUUGCAGUAUCAUCUGCACUAUAUGGUGCUCGCACUAGCAGUUUUUAUUGUUACUGUUGGGUCGCUGGCUAGUGUUCCUGUCACGGUGAAUUAUGUUGUCGAGUGCUUUACGCGGUAUCCAGCUGAGGCAGGUAUUGUUAUUGGUGCUUAUCGCAUUGUCUAUGGAUUGACAAUUAGCUUCUAUAUCAAUCCUUGGGUUGAGGCUGUUGAUGUUGGCUGGGUUUAUGGUAUGAUGGCUUUCUUUGCGGUAUUCUCGUUUAUGUUUGUUAUGUUGCUCAUGUGGAAGGGACAUGCUAUUCGCAAGAUUCAAUUUGCGAGCCUUGGAUCUAGCGAGGAGGGCAAACAGUUGGUAGGUAAAUAA